Messenger RNA from Effrenium voratum, 1488 nucleotides. NCBI's taxonomy places the organism in Eukaryota, Dinophyceae, Suessiales, Symbiodiniaceae. The record is from the annotation of a GenBank genome assembly.
AUGGCAAUUCCAGCCGAAACGUUUUUUCUGCGCCCAGACAACGAAACGUCGCUCCAGCAGCAGAUCCAGCGGCUUAUCGUUGAAGCCAUCCUGUCAGGUCGCUGUCUGCCUGGUGAAAAGAUGCCCUCCAGCCGAAAACUGGCAGAGCAUCUGGGUGUUGCCCGCAUAACUGUCACAAUCGCCUAUACCGAGCUUGUCUCCAACGAAUAUCUCGUUUCGAAAGGGCGCUCCGGCUAUUUCGUUUCCCAGACCGCACCAAGCAGGCCGAAAUUCAACCUGCCGGAUCAAGCCGACAAAACUCAGGUGGACUGGGCGCGGACCAUCGGACAGCGGUUUUCCGAACACGUUCCCCUGGUACGGCCGGACAACUGGCGCGAUUACAAGUACCCUUUCAUCUACGGUCAGUCGGACGCCAGGCUUUUCGACCAUCACAACUGGCGAAACUGUGCCCUGAAGGCAGUCGGCCGCAAGGAUUUCGACACUCUGGCGACAGAUUAUUACGAGCGUGACGAUCCCAUGCUCGUCGAAUUCAUAUUGCGGCAGAUCCUGCCACGGCGUGCAAUCACCGCACGGCCGGAGGAGAUCCUGAUCACGAUGGGCGCACAGCACGCGCUCUGGAUCACCGCGCAAAUCCUGCUGACACAGCGACGCACGGCGGCAAUCGAAAACCCCUGUUAUCCCGGUCUGCGGCAGAUCCUGAGCCAGACCCGCUGCAAUACCGUAUCGGUAGAUGUCGACGCCGCAGGCCUUCCACCGGAAAACCUGCCGGAGACUCUCGACGUGGUCUUCACGACACCCAGUCAUCAUUGCCCGACGAAUGCCACGAUGCCCGUUUCCCGCCGGGAGCGCCUGCUGGAUCUUGCUGCCCGAAAGGGCUUCAUCAUCGUGGAAGACGACUACGAGUUCGAAAUUUCCUUUCUGAAGUCUCCAUCACCGGCCUUGAAAUCGCUCGACCCGACCGGAUCGGUUAUCUAUGUCGGGUCCUUCUCAAAAUCGCUCUUUCCAGGCCUGCGGCUCGGGUAUCUGGUUGCGUCGGAACCCUUUAUCCGUGAAGCACGGGCCUUGCGUUCCCUCGUCCUUCGACACCCUCCCGGACUGAUCCAGCGCACCGCCGCCUAUUUUCUGUCCUUGGGCCAUUACGAUGCCCAGAUUGCGCGGAUGGGCAGGAUCUACCGCAAACGAAGGUCCAUCAUGGAGCAGAGCCUGCACGAGAACGGCCUGACCCAGACCGGCCAGGGAACGUUCGGCGGCUCCUCAUUCUGGAUGCGUGCGCCCAAUAGUGCCGACAGUUCGAAGCUGGCGAUGAAACUCAGGCAGGAUGGUGUGCUGAUCGAGGCCGGGCGUGCCUUUUUUCCGAAGGCGAAGAGCAGCCCGGAUACUACCGCCUCGCCUAUUCUUCCAUUGCCUCGGCCCGGAUUCCCGACGGCAUUUCGCACCUCGCCAAGAGGCUCGAAGAAGCAGUCCCGUAGGAUGCUUUUUCACGGCUGA